Cajanus cajan (pigeon pea) is the source of this 3670-nucleotide messenger RNA. RefSeq lists its product as uncharacterized. Lineage: Eukaryota; Viridiplantae; Streptophyta; Magnoliopsida; Fabales; Fabaceae. Gene Ontology annotation, biological process: positive regulation of transcription by RNA polymerase II; DNA damage checkpoint signaling. Gene Ontology annotation, cellular component: nucleus. The record is from RefSeq and is a predicted model, not a curated record. Gene Ontology annotation, molecular function: histone binding.
UUUGGUGUCCUUUGGCGCCAAAAAAAAUUUCCUUGGUUCCUGCGGAGACAUGAGAGAAGGUUCUUCCAUGGCUACCCAAGCUCUUCGUCCUCCUCACUUCUCCGAGGAUGUAGCUUGGCUUCCAUGCUGGCUUCAGAGUCUUGGAACAAAUGGGUCUAUUGAAUUUGUUAAGGAGUCUCAAGCCCCUUCCAACCAUGAAGCACAGGAUCUAGGACCUUAUCAAGAAAAUGGUAAUGAUGGCAAAGACUUCAAUGCUAUAUCAAGUGAAGAAGGUAGAUAUAAAAGUUGUCAUUUAUUCUUAUCUGGAGAUAGUGGUUCACCUGUGAGUGUUGCUCCAUCUCCUGAAAAUGUGUUUCACUUUAGUCUACAUCUUUCUUCAGAUGUUGAUUCACUCUUUUGCCCAAUCCAAGAUUUGAGUGAAUCUCAUGAUGUAGUUAUACCAAGUAAAGUUUUGUCAUUGCAACCUGUUCAACCGUCUAUCGAUUUUAGAGAAAACAAGCAUUCCAUGAUGGAUCCUCUUUCCUGUGAACCAGAUGUAUCGGUUGCUUUCAUCCCUGAAACUGUGAAAAAGGAUGCUUCAAAAUCUCUCAUUGAUACAAUUGAUUCUAUUGGACAACAGAAAGAAGGAUCUGAGGUUAAAUGUUCUGAAGAUGCUGAUGUCAGUAAUGCAGUUGAACUCUCUAUUGCUGCAUCUGAGGCAUUGGUCAUAAAUGAUCUAGUGAAGAUGGACUCAGUUUCAGAAACAAUGCAUACAGAAGCUGUACUUGAAGUUGCACUUCGUGUGAAGCAGGCACGGCUCAAGGGGUUAGAGGAUGACUUCCAAUUCUCUAAUGAGGAAUCUGACUAUAGUGAUUCUCUUUCUGAUUUGAAUGAUAUCAUUAUGGAAGAUGCGUAUGAAGAUAUAGGCUUAUCUAUUGGUGUUCCUAUUGAAAAUAAUCUUUGCAAUUCAACUAUAUUUCAAGCAAAAGGUGUGUCCAAUGUUGAAAAGGGUAGUGGAUGCAAUAAUAAACAAAGUGAUGAUGAGCUUACAUAUCAGCUUGCCAUUUUUGAUGAUAAAUCUAAACAAAAGCAGUUAGAGGUUAAUGUGGAGAGGGAGAUGCAGCAAAAUACAGACUCACCUCGUCAUUCUUUACAUUGUGAGAAGGAGAUGCAUUCUGAUGAUCCUGGUUUGGGUGAAAACACUCUCAAUCCCUUUGAUAAUAGUCUUCCUAUAUCUCAUCAAUGCAUAGAGAAUAGUACAGAUGUUUUGGCCCGCAACCAGACAGUUGGGUUGACUAUGAUUGAUUUGAAUUCAAUCAGACCUCCAAACAGUGUCAACUCGUCACUUGAUGAGAAUUCUGGAAAUUUCAAGGAGAAUUGGGCAACUUACCCAGCUCAAAAAAGAUUUAGAAGCCGCUGGUUAGGGGGCUGGACAUGUAAGGAAUUAAAUUCACCCUCAUUGAAUCGGAAUGAUGCAAAAUGUAUUCCAAAGUUUUUUGUCAGAGAGACAAGCUUUCUUACAGAAUCUGUAGAUAUUGUUCAAGAUGAGAAUUCUUGUGUGCUGAAACAUGACCCCAACUGUGCCAUUGGUUCGCAGCUAAGUAUGCCUUCUGAAGACUCACACGACAAACCUGAUGAGAGCAUGUUGCAGUCUCAAGAUGUGAUCAGAUGUUCUAGUCUAUUGUCGACUGAUCCUCUUUGUUCAUUUGUUCCGUGUAGCCUUUCUUUAGAGCAUGUCAAUAACAAUACUUUUAUUGACAAAAAAAAUGAUACUGAGGAUUUUGUGCCAUCCAGCUCUGAAUUUAAGGUGGACAAUUUUCAAUUAAACUUGGAUAAUAAUGUUAAAUUUAGCUGUAGUGAUGAAAAAAUUAUGUCUCUACUAGAUGGGAUUCAGGGGAAUGAUAUUCGAAUCACCGAAACAAAGAUGGUUGAACAAAUCACUGGGAAUUUAAAAAGGGCUGAACAUGCUUGUCUCAAGAAUUAUAGCAUGAUUGUUCAAAACCAAGAUCUCAGCCUAAACUAUAAUUUGACAGAACUUCCGACUGAUCAGAGUAUGGGUAGUGCUGCCUCUUUUGGCACAAAGAUUUCUGAGAGCCUAUUGGCAUCCAAGCAUGCAGAUGGAAACAAAACUGAAAAAAAUAAUCAGCAUUUGGUUGAUCACAAGUCAAUUAUUGAAAUAACAGAUGACAAGAGUGGUGAUGAAUUAAAAGCAGCAGAUGCAAGUAAUAUUUCAGCAGAAUCAUUAUCUGACAGGAGAUCGCCUCUUAUUCUAAACCAUAGGAUACGCCGGUGCUUGCCGGGCCCUGUGAAUGUUGCAAAUGAUAUCAGUGUAGAGAAAAAUAUGAAGGAGCAUAUAGUACCAGAAACUGUUGAUCAAAAUCAACAGAACAAGAAUCCUAAUAAAAUGCUGGUUGAGUGCAAUAAAUUCCACAGUGGACGUGUUAGAGUCAGAAAGCAAGUACGUUUCUCAGAAAAAGUGGAGGAACCUCAUCCGAAAAGGAAGUUAUCAAAGUUGGAAUCCUCACAUAAAAGAAGUUCAUCUGUUAGAGCAAAAAGGCGACGAGUUUCAAAGUCAUUGACCACUUCUGUUCCGCGAAUGAAACAUUCUUCGACAAAUUAUUGCAGAAGUGUGGUAAAUGACUUUAUGUUUCUAGGUAUAGAGUUCCUUCUCACUGGAUUAUCCAGUCAGAAAGAAAGGGACAUGGAAGCACUUAUAAGGAAUUCUGGUGGGGUGGUUCUUUAUGAUAUUCCCUCUUGCCGAGACCCAGGGGGCAAGAGAAGUUCAACCUCAUCUCACUUUCCCAUUAUUCUAUGUAUGAGAAAGCUGCAAACCACCAAAUUCUUGUAUGGUUGUGCUGUUGGUGCCUCGAUAUUAAAAGUGGAUUGGCUAACUGAUUGUCUUGCAUCCGGAACCAUUUUGCAACCUGAAAAAUACAUGAUUUUUCCAAAUCGACAUGACAUGAAGUGGACGAGGAUUGGGACGGCUAUUCAUCAAAGAAUCCAAAACCUUAUUUUUGAAAGAGUUGGAAUUCUGCUUCAUGGGAAGCCUAGUUUCUGUACCAAAUUGGCAUGUAUCAUCAAGCAUGGAGGUGGACAAGUGUUCAAAACUCUUCAAUGGUUGGGACGGAGUAGUGAUGAGAAAAGUACUUUGGUUGGGGCUAUUGUAGUUGAAGACAAGGCUACAACAUCACGCCACCUGAAGCACUGCGCCAAGGAGCAGAAUAUUCCUAUGAUGCCUUCUAGUUGGAUCAUUAAGAGCUUAUAUUCUGGAAAGUUACUUCCUUUCACGGAAGAAAAAAAUACACUUCCUUUGCCAUUUAUCAAAGUCUCGGACGUCCCAAAUUCUUCGGAUAUGAGUGAAGAAAUAUAAACUAUCAUUUCAGCAGAUUUAUUAACCCAGAUUAUCAAUGAUGGCUUGGAGAGCGAUUGGAACAUUCUUUAUACAUCUCAAAUUUUGAAUUUUUUUUAAAUAAACAUCAAUAAUAUUAAAAAAAAAAUUGUGGGAGAAGCACACCGUUAAACAAGUGUUGUUGAAAAAGAAACUUGAAAAGAAAAAAAGAAACGUGGUCGUGGUCCCAAUUAGCACGGUCAAGCAUGCUUUUUGACCUUUUGAGUUCUUGAUAUAUAACACGACAAUAUGCUUAUACACAAGGGAUAUAUUUUCUAGGAAUUAUAAUAUUAAAAAAUUUUA